UGAAUGAAAAGAGGCUUUUGGAUCCAGGGUUGAAGGCUCAAAAUGGAUUGUGGGAUUGUCCUCUGAAGAGCCAGCAGGUGAAAUGCCUGAGUGACUGAAGAAAAUGGGUGCUAAUGCAUCUAACUAUCCCCAUUCAUGUUCCCCAAGGGUAGGGGGAAAUUCACAGGCCCAACAAACAUUUAUAGGAACAUCAUCCUAUUCUCAUCAAGGCUAUGGAUGCGAAUCAAAAUUAUAUAGUCUUGACCAUGGCCAUGAAAAGCCACAAGACAAGAAAAAGAAAACCUCUGGCCUUGCCACCCUCAAGAAGAAAUUUAUCAAAAGUCGGAAAUCCAACCGCUCUGCUGACCAUGCUAAGCAGAUGCGAGAACUCCUCUCGGGGUGGGAUGUAAGAGAUGUCAAUGCAUUAGUAGAGGAAUAUGAGGGAACAUCAGCCUUAAAGGAGCUUUCUCUGCAAGCCAGCUGGGCCCAACCAGAAGCUCGAACACUGCAAAAAGAUAUGGCUGAUCUUUAUGAGUACAAGUAUUGUAUGGAUGUAGACUUAAUAUUUCAAGAAACUUGCUUUCCUGUGCACAGGGCCAUUUUAGCAGCAAGGUGUCCAUUCUUUAAGACCCUGCUUUCUUCUUCCCCAGAGUAUGGAGCAGAGAUCAUAAUGGACAUCAAUACAGUAGGUAUAGAUAUGCCCAUGUUCUCUGCCUUGUUACACUAUCUUUACACAGGAGACUUUGUAGUGGAGGAUUCAAGAUUUCAGAAUGUUGAUAUACUAGUGCAGCUCACUGAAGAAUUUGGAACGCUGAAUUCCCUUGAUGUAGAUAUGCGUGGACUAUUUGAUUAUAUGUGUUACUAUGAUGUUGUCCUCAGUUUUUCGUCAGACUCUGAACUAGUUGAAGCUUUUGUUGGAAAUCAGAACUGUUUAGAUGAAGAACUUAGAGCUCACAAGGCUGUUAUUUCAGCACAGUCCUCAUUUCUUCGAAAUUUACUACAAAGGAGGAUACGGACUGGUGAAGAAAUUACAGACCGAACAUUGCGGACUCCCACUAGAAUUAUACUAGAUGAGUCCAUCGUACCAAAAAAAUAUGCUAAAGUUAUUAUAAACUGUAUGUAUACUGAUGUAGUCAACCUCUUAGUUUUACACUGCAGCCCUUCUGUGGGGAGUCUGAGUGAAGUCCAAGUUCUGGUAGCAGGAAAGCCAAAUUUGACUAGGGCUGAAGAAGCAAUGGAGCUUUAUCACAUAGCACUGUUCUUGGAAUUUAACAUGCUUGCACAAGGUAUGAAAUAUAUUUAA
Trichosurus vulpecula (common brushtail) is the source of this 1282-nucleotide messenger RNA. Its product is annotated as BTB/POZ domain-containing protein 7-like. The coding region runs from base 104 to 1282 and encodes 392 amino acids. Gene Ontology annotation, molecular function: protein binding. NCBI's taxonomy places the organism in Eukaryota, Metazoa, Chordata, Mammalia, Diprotodontia, Phalangeridae. Gene Ontology annotation, biological process: morphogenesis of a branching epithelium. The transcript has a single exon. The record is from RefSeq and is a predicted model, not a curated record.